GCUGUGGAUGCAUUGUUGAAGCUUGUCAAAGAUGUUGAGAACGGGAAUCGCGAUAAUGGUACAGCUGUGCAGGAGGAGGAGCAAGAGUUGACCCUGGCUGAGAAAAUGAAAGAGAAAUGCAAGAAAAUUGAUGGAUUUGUUUGGCAAGUCAGACGGAAGAAGGUGAUGGAAGAUGCAAAAAAUCGUUUGGCAAAGUAUGAAAUUGGCAAGCGACGAUCCGACGGAGGGGCGGGAAAGGUGCUCAUGCUCGUCGGUGCCACAGGAGCAGGGAAGAGUACUCUCAUCAACGGGAUGGUGAAUUAUGUGUAUGGAGUAAAGUAUGAAGACAAUUUCCGCCUGAAGUUGAUUGUGAAUGAAGUUAACUCCCGACCUCACAUGCAGACGAUGUGGAUCACAGCAUACGUCCUACACAAGCAGCAUGGAUUCGCAUUUCCUCAUACCUUGACGAUCAUUGAUACCCCAGGAUUUGGAGAUACUGAAGGCAUCAAAGCAGAUGAGGAACUGAAGAAUCAGAUAAGGGAGUUCUUCUCCAAUGGGGGCAACAUCGGUGUGGAUCAGCUUGAUGGAAUCUGUUUUGUUGUCCAGGCUUCCUUAGCUAGACUGACACCCACACAAAAGUACAUCUUUGAUUCCAUAUUGUCGGUGUUUGGAAGAGAUGUUGAAGAUAACAUUUACGUGCUGACCACAUUUUCGGACAGCAAACAGCCAUAUGUCCUGGAAGUUAUCAAACAAGCAGAAAUCCCCUACCAAAACCUUUUCAAGUUCAAUAAUUCUGCUCUUUACACUCGUAAUGAUGAGGAUGGAGAUGAUUUCGACAGGGGCUACUGGGAAAUGGGCACCAAAAGCUUUCUAAGAUUCUUCAAAAGGUUUUUGAAGUCGAAACCGGUUAGCCUGACUCUGACAAAGGAAGUGCUGAAGGAACGGCGACGCUUGCAAACUGCUCUUCAGGGCAUUCAACCGAAAAUAAUUGAUGCUUUAGGGAUGCUGGAACAGCUUAGACAAGAACAUGCAGCAUUGAAACAGCACGAAGCAGAGUUGGGAACAGAGGGGAGGAGGUUGAACGCUCAAGGUGUGGUGAAGGCCCUCAUCAAUGAUUUCAACCGGGAACGAGUCAAAAUUCUGGACUUGACGAAGCAAGCGCAUGCAUGUUUGCAGAAACUCGAUGAAAUAGCAUUGAAACCCGAUCCCUUGGGCUUUACCGAUUACCUUGACCUCUUGAUUGAAACCGAGAGAAGGGAGGGAAAGAUAGGCCACGUCCAGAGAAUAAAAAAGCAUGGAACUGUCAAAUUUGUAUUUUCGUCCGAUGACUUCAAGAGGGACCUAAAGCAGGAGCAAUCACUCGUCAUCUUACAGGCAGCUUCUGGGGACAAAUCUCCUUCAUGUGCAACUGUCUUUCGUUCGCUUGCUGAGUUCAAGAGUUGGAGAAUGAGCUUUGAAGAUAAGCCCCGCUCAGGACGGUUGCCAACAGAAGUCACCGCGGUCAACAUCCCCACUGUGGAGAAGCUAUUCCAAGUUGAUGCCCGAGUUCGAAGAGGAGAAGAAAAGGCAGCAGAGGAUGAUGACUGCUAUGAUGAACUGGAAAAUAUAAGGAAGCGAUACGUAGCAUUCGAGUUACAUCUGUUGUUAUUAACCCUUUCAGGACCAUAAGCAUUGUGGGACAGCGACCUUAACUUUAAUGACGUGUUUAGGGUGAAAAUGACGUG
Darwinula stevensoni is the source of this 1703-nucleotide messenger RNA. The record is from the annotation of a GenBank genome assembly. Lineage: Eukaryota; Metazoa; Arthropoda; Ostracoda; Podocopida; Darwinulidae.